Notothenia coriiceps (black rockcod) is the source of this 1408-nucleotide messenger RNA. Its product is annotated as MICAL-like protein 2. The coding region runs from base 824 to 1408 and encodes 194 amino acids. The record is from RefSeq and is a predicted model, not a curated record. NCBI's taxonomy places the organism in Eukaryota, Metazoa, Chordata, Actinopteri, Perciformes, Nototheniidae. The transcript has 5 exons. Gene Ontology annotation, molecular function: protein binding.
AAACAUCAACGUGACACUGCAGGGUGGCAGCCAACGCUUCAAUCAAUGCAGCUACAAUGGCUUGGGCUGCCAGCAUUGAUCAACAUUAAUGGGGCGGGAUGUAUUUCUUACAGUGUGAUUUAAUUGUGUUGCUGCAAAGUGGGCGUCGGAAGCGGUCUCCAGUAGCGAGUGCAGUUGCUAACAGACUUUUCUAUGCAGCGUUUUAACAGCCAGUCACUGCACCAACAAACAAAACCAUGCUGCUGUCCACCUCAAUGAGGAAACUGUUCCCUUUGCUUCGCUGAGCCAUCAUCGCCCGAAACUGUCACGGUCAACGGACAACCAGUGCCAGCGCCCAUUGAAGAGAGGCAAACCUGCAAACUGCUGUCAGGAGCUAACUGCAGGCUAACGCCCCUUAGCUAGCUAGCAAGCUGAGUUCAAUACUUGAAGAACUUUGUUGGCAAGCUACCGUCAUCAUCUCUGGAUAUUAGCCGUGUCUUUAACCCUUUGUUUCUGGUCAAAGUAUCUCUUUAGACGGAGUCGUUGCUGACUAAAUAAAUCUGUACAUGAGAUACACUGGGGCGUAAUGUAGCCUAUUGUGUGUUUUUGUAAAAGUUAAGUAACACCUUGCUAGCUUGCCAGCCACGCUAGUUUUUCUUAACGUGACUCACUGGCUGGUAAUGAAUGCACCGUAUCUUUACCUCGGGUGUUGUCUGGCCCCUUCACUGACACGCUGCUGAUGACUCGUUUAUGACCAGGCAGAAAGACUUUGUGUCGUCUCCCGUUAAGCUUGUGACAGAGAAACGUGAUUUUAUUGACAGACUACUUGGAUACCUACAGUACCAUGGGGUCUCUGAAGGCUCUCCAGGAGUGGUGUCGGAUACAGUGUGAACAUUACAACGAUGUGGAAGUAAAGGACAUGUCAACGUCCUUUCGGAACGGAUUGGCGUUUUGUGCCAUCAUUCAUCGUUACAGACCAGAAUUAAUAGACUUUGGCUCGCUGUCUAAAGAGAAUGUGUACGACAACAACCGACUGGCGUUUGAAGUGGCGGAGACUCAGCUGGGCAUCCCGGCCCUGUUGGACCCAGAGGACAUGGUGUCCAUGAAAGUGCCUGACCGGCUCAGCAUCAUCACAUACGUCUCCCAGUACUACAACUUCUUCAACAACAAGUCUCAAGCAAACCCCCCUUCCAUGAAAAGGCUCAGCUCUGUCGGUCUAAAUGAGCCCGCCCAGAAAAGGCCCCCCACCCCUUUGGAAGACAAAGUGGUCGAGUCUGAGAGCCAGCCUAAGGAAAAUGGCGUAGAAGCGGCUUCAGCGGUGAAGCGCAGCACGCUCAGCAGCACCUGCGCCGCCUGCCAGAAACACGUCCACCUGGUGCAGAGGUUCCUGGUGGACGGCAAGCUCUACCAUCGCAUCUGUUUCAGGUAA